This is a messenger RNA of Punica granatum (pomegranate), 1133 nucleotides long. The record is from RefSeq and is a predicted model, not a curated record. Lineage: Eukaryota; Viridiplantae; Streptophyta; Magnoliopsida; Myrtales; Lythraceae.
AGAAUAUUGACGAAUGGGAUAAUGUUGCCCUCAAUCCUCUUCCACAUAUGUCUCUUGAACAGAUUAGAAUUUAAUCUAUUGAUUUCAAUGGCUACCGCCACACAUUACCGUUAUUCCCUUAUCAACUCUAACUCAAGCUCCGGUGCCUGCCAUCUUCACCCAAGAGGAACAAGAGCAAGAUGGCUUCCUCUAGGAGUAGCAGUAAGCGACGGUAAAACUGAGACGUCCAGGAGUGUCACAGCAUGUUCUCAGAACCCGGCGGGGGGAAGAAGUCACGUUAGUAAGAAGGCACCGCGCCAUCUGAUCACGGUAGGGACAUCGCACGGGAGAUGGCAAGGGAAGUGGAGCUGUGACUACCUUCUUUCCCUCCGAGACCUGCGUCUCGGGGACUUGGUCGAAGAAGAAGUUGAAGAUGAACAGAAGAAGAAGAAGAAUGAUGCCACUGCUGUUCUUGUCAAUCUCUCCAUUGACAAGCAUGCUAGCUUCGGGUUAUCGAUCGAUGGAAGGAUCGUAACAGCCUUCACCCGGAAGUGCAGCCACUGCUCAUCUCCUUACUGCAGACAGGUUGAUGCCAGCUUCAAUGUAUGGGUCCUGCCAUCUUCUAGAUCUGAUAACUCUGCGGUUCAACUCCCGGAAAUUGGUGGCGACGACCCCUCUGUGAUCUAUGUAAAACCAGGAGGCGAAGCUCACCUUGAUUCCCUAAUCCAAGAUACUCUGAGGCUGACCGUCUCUGCCAAAGACACAUGUUCUGAGACUUGCGCAAGAUCCGAGCCCACACUUCAGUAUAUUGGUGGUCAGAAAACUGCUUCGAUCGAUAAGAGGUGGUCUCGACUGUUGGAAUUAAGGAAAGGAAGAGGCCGAUAAUGCUCCAUGCGCAUAUAUAUCGUGCCAACCAUCUGCCACAUGAUAUAAGUUACUUUUACCUGUACUAUAUCAAUGCAUAUAUAUCUAGCAUAUUAAUUGUCUUUACACGUAAUUUCUUAUACUCGAUAAGAAAAAAUGUCGGAGAUUCAAAAUAGACCAUCCCCGACAAUUCUUCAAAUAAAUACUAAAUGUAAUGUAUGCGACUAUACAUUAACGAAAUAAGUGGAUCAAUAAAGUAGACUCUGAACAUAUGUCAUAGAUUAAUUGCA